AUGGGCGACAAUAGGAUGGUCAACCACUUCCUCCAGGAGUUCAAGCGAAAGUACAAGAAGGAUCCGUCUGAGAGUAAGCGUGACCUCCGCCGCCUCCGUACCGCUUGUGAGCGUGCGAAGCGUACCCUCUCUUCCUCCGCCCAGGCCAGCGUGGAGAUCGACUCUCUUUUUGAGGGCAUUGACUUCUACACCUCCAUCACCCGUGCCCGCUUUGAGGAGCUCUGUGGUGACCUGUUCCAUGGCACUCUUGAGCCUGUGGAGAAAUCCCUCCGUGAUGCCAAGAUGGACAAGGCCCAGAUACAUGACAUCGUGCUCGUGGGCGGCUCCACCCGCAUCCCACCGCUGCCACCAGUCUACUUAACAUCUGGGUAA
Eriocheir sinensis (Chinese mitten crab) is the source of this 372-nucleotide messenger RNA. Its product is annotated as heat shock 70 kDa protein 1-like. The coding region runs from base 1 to 372 and encodes 123 amino acids. Gene Ontology annotation, biological process: cellular response to unfolded protein; protein refolding. Lineage: Eukaryota; Metazoa; Arthropoda; Malacostraca; Decapoda; Varunidae. The record is from RefSeq and is a predicted model, not a curated record. The transcript is spliced from 2 exons. Gene Ontology annotation, cellular component: blood microparticle; cytoplasm; vesicle. Gene Ontology annotation, molecular function: ATP hydrolysis activity; misfolded protein binding; ATP-dependent protein folding chaperone.